Molecule: messenger RNA, 1628 nt
Organism: Sinocyclocheilus rhinocerous
Lineage: Eukaryota; Metazoa; Chordata; Actinopteri; Cypriniformes; Cyprinidae
Product: prosaposin receptor GPR37L1-like
Exons: 2
Coding region: 19-1527 (502 amino acids)
Biological process (GO): positive regulation of MAPK cascade; adenylate cyclase-inhibiting G protein-coupled receptor signaling pathway
Cellular component (GO): signaling receptor complex; plasma membrane
Molecular function (GO): G protein-coupled peptide receptor activity
Source: RefSeq, a predicted model, not a curated record
AUUCAGCAGAGCGUCGCGAUGAUGCUGCGCGUUUUAUUCGCUCUGAUUGUGUUCGCCGGCUCCGUUCAGGCGGAUAAACGCGCGGCGGAUAUGAAGACGAGCCUGAUGCAGUCACCAUCAUCAUCAUCAUCAUCCUCAGCGCUGGAGCUGAACGCCUCCGCAACGCAUCGCGGUGAUGAUGAAGAUGAUGGAGAUGGAGACGCGCGCGCGUCGAGAGUCCCGCGCGGCUCCAAACACAAGCAGCAGCGCGAGCGGAACGCGCACCGAACCCCGCGACCGCAUCCUGACCCCGACGCGUUCUUCACCACGCCGCGAGCGUUCAACGGCUCGCUACGCGUGCAUAACCCGCUGUUCCCGCUCACGGAGGAGUCGUACAGCGCGUACGCCGUCAUGCUGCUCGCGCUCAUCGUGUUCUCCGUGGGCAUUGUGGGUAACCUGGCGCUCAUGUGCAUCGUGUGGCACAACUAUUACCUGAAGAGCACGUGGAACUGCGCGCUGGCCAGCCUGGCGUUCUGGGACUUCACGGUGCUGUUCUUCUGCUUACCAGUGGUCAUCUUCAACGAGCUGACCAAGAGACGACUGAUGGGAGAUCUGUCCUGCAGGAUAGUGCCAUACGUGGAGGUGACGUCUCUCGGAGUGACCACGUUUACUCUGUGCGCGCUCAGCAUCGACCGCUUCCACGCGGUGACCAGCGUUCAGACGCGGCCGCAGCAGGUCGAGUCCUGUCAGUCCAUCCUGGCCAAGCUGUCGGUGAUCUGGGUGGGAUCUCUGGUUCUGGCCGCUCCAGAGCUGCUGAUGUGGCGUCUGGAGCAGGAGGUGUCUCCGCGGACAGGUCUGCCGGUGGACUCCUGCGGUCAGCAGCCAUCCGUGACGCUGCCGGAGACGCUGUACUCGUUGGUGCUGACGUACCAUCAGGCCAGAAUGUGGUGGACCUUCGGAUGUUUCUUUUGCUUGCCGCUGCUGUUCACCGGCGCGUGUCAGCUGCUCACGCGACACGUCGCGGACGAGAACGCCAAGAGCAUUCGUCCGUCGUCUUCGUCGUCUUCCGCAUCUUCGUCUCCGAAGAAGAAGCAGCGGCGAGAGCGUCAGCUGACCCGCACGGUGGUGGCGCUGGCUUCCGUUUACGCCAUUUGCAGUUUGCCGGAAAACGUCUGGAACUUCGUUCUGGCUUACUCGGGCGUGGAGGUGGGCGUGGCCACGCGGGCUCUCCUCGCUCUGAUUGGCCAGUUCCUGUUGUUCGUGCGGGCGGGAGCGACGCCCAUUCUGUUGCUCUGCAUCUGUCGCUCUCUCGGCCAGGCGUUCAUGGACUGCUGCUGCUGCUGUUGCGACGAGUGUCUUCCGGAUCCUUCGUCGUCGACGACAUCUUCGUCUUCGUCCACUAACGCUACGGCUGUCUCCUCGUCCCUGUCUUCGCCCGUCUCCGUCCAGGAGGAGAAGCUGAAGAUCGUGUCGGGAACGUCGCCCGCGGUGUUCUUCGAUAAAGUGAAGGAUGGUCCGACCGAGCUGAUCAUCGGAACGCCGUGUUGAUCUCGGAACGUCGGCAUCAGUGUCCGUUAAAACUGUGAACGAAUCCAUCGUUAACACACUUAAAGGGACAGUUCACACAAAAAUUAUCAUUCUGUUGCCAU